CGGCUGCAGCAGCAGAGGCGGCGGCUGCAGCAUCCUCCUCCCGGCGCGGCCCGGCCCGGCCCGGCCCGGCCCCGCGGCGCAGCACGGCACCUUCGCAGACGGGACCAUGACCACUCACGUCACGCUGGAGGAUGCCUUGUCCAACGUGGACCUGCUGGAGGAGUUGCCCCUGCCUGACCAGCAGCCAUGCAUCGAACCACCCCCAUCUUCCAUCAUGUACCAGGCUAAUUUUGACACCAACUUUGAAGACCGAAACGCCUUUGUGACCGGCAUCGCCAGGUACAUCGAGCAGGCGACGGUGCACUCUAGCAUGAAUGAAAUGCUGGAGGAAGGACACGAAUACGCGGUGAUGCUUUACACGUGGAGGAGCUGCUCCAGGGCCAUACCCCAGGUGAAAUGCAACGAGCAGCCCAACCGGGUGGAGAUCUAUGAGAAGACGGUGGAAGUGCUGGAGCCAGAGGUCACCAAACUGAUGAAGUUCAUGUAUUUCCAGCGCAAAGCCAUCGAGCGGUUCUGCAGCGAGGUGAAGCGCCUGUGCCACGCAGAGAGGAGGAAGGACUUUGUGUCCGAGGCCUAUCUGCUCACGCUGGGGAAGUUCAUCAACAUGUUCGCCGUGCUGGACGAGCUGAAGAACAUGAAGUGCAGCGUCAAGAAUGACCACUCUGCCUACAAAAGGGCGGCCCAGUUUCUGCGGAAGAUGGCCGAUCCCCAGUCCAUCCAGGAGUCCCAAAACCUCUCCAUGUUCCUGGCGAACCACAACCGCAUCACGCAGUGCUUGCAUCAGCAGCUGGAAGUGAUCCCGGGCUACGAGGAGCUGCUGGCGGAUAUUGUCAACAUCUGCGUGGAUUACUACGAGAACAAGAUGUACCUGACCCCCAGCGAGAAGCACAUGCUCCUGAAGGUGAUGGGGUUUGGUCUGUAUCUGAUGGAUGGCAACGUCAGUAAUAUUUACAAACUGGAUGCCAAGAAGAGAAUCAACCUCAGCAAGAUCGACAAGUUCUUCAAGCAGCUGCAGGUGGUCCCUUUAUUCGGCGAUAUGCAGAUAGAACUGGCCAGAUACAUUAAGACCAGUGCUCACUAUGAGGAGAACAAAUCCAAGUGGACCUGUACCCAGAGCAGCAUCAGUCCCCAGUACAACAUCUGUGAGCAAAUGGUCCAGAUCCGCGACGACCACAUCCGCUUCAUCUCGGAGCUCGCUCGCUACAGCAACAGCGAGGUGGUCACUGGCUCAGGCCUGGACAGCCAGAAAUCAGAUGAGGAAUACAGGGAACUCUUUGACCUGGCCUUGCGAGGGCUGCAGCUGCUCUCCAAGUGGAGCGCCCACGUCAUGGAGGUGUAUUCCUGGAAGCUCGUUCAUCCCACGGAUAAGUUCUGUAACAAGGAUUGCCCGGGCACCGCAGAGGAGUAUGAGAGAGCCACCCGCUACAACUACACCAGCGAGGAGAAGUUUGCCUUUGUGGAGGUCAUUGCCAUGAUCAAAGGCCUGCAAGUGCUGAUGGGCCGGAUGGAGAGCGUCUUUAACCAGGCCAUCCGAAACACCAUCUACGCCGCGCUGCAGGACUUCGCCCAGGUGACGCUGCGCGAGCCGCUCCGGCAGGCCGUCAGGAAGAAGAAGAACGUCCUGAUCAGCGUCCUUCAAGCCAUUCGGAAGACAAUUUGCGACUGGGAGGGAGGCCGCGAACCCCCGAACGACCCCUGCCUGAGAGGCGAGAAGGACCCCAAGGGCGGAUUUGAUAUUAAGGUCCCGCGGCGAGCGGUAGGGCCGUCGAGCACACAGCUGUACAUGGUCCGGACCAUGCUGGAGUCACUGAUCGCGGACAAAAGCGGCUCAAAGAAGACGCUGAGGAGCAGCCUGGAUGGGCCCAUCGUGCUGGCCAUCGAGGAGUUUCACAAGCACUCCUUCUUCUUCACACACCUGCUUAACAUCAGCGAAGCCCUGCAGCAGUGCUGCGACCUGUCCCAGCUCUGGUUCCGCGAGUUCUUCCUGGAGCUGACCAUGGGCCGCCGCAUCCAGUUUCCCAUCGAGAUGUCCAUGCCGUGGAUACUCACGGACCACAUCCUGGAAACCAAAGAACCCUCCAUGAUGGAGUACGUCCUCUACCCCUUAGACCUGUACAACGACAGCGCCUAUUACGCCUUGACCAAGUUCAAGAAGCAGUUCCUGUACGAUGAGAUCGAAGCGGAAGUGAACUUGUGUUUCGACCAGUUUGUGUACAAGCUGGCGGAUCAGAUCUUUGCCUAUUACAAAGCCAUGGCCGGCAGUGUCUUAUUGGAUAAGCGCUUCCGGGCAGAGUGUAAGAAUUACGGCGUGAUUAUUCCUUACCCGCCAUCCAACCGCUACGAGACGUUGCUCAAACAGAGACACGUCCAGCUGCUAGGCAGGUCAAUCGACCUGAACAGGCUUAUUACCCAGCGCAUCUCAGCUGCCAUGUACAAGUCGUUAGACCAGGCUAUCAGCCGCUUUGAGAGUGAGGACCUGACGUCCAUCGUGGAACUGGAGUGGCUUUUGGAGAUCAAUCGCCUGACCCACCGGCUGCUGUGCAAACACAUGACUUUGGACAGCUUCGACGCCAUGUUCCGGGAGGCCAAUCACAAUGUCUCCGCGCCGUACGGACGCAUCACCCUGCACGUCUUCUGGGAGCUGAACUUUGACUUCCUGCCCAACUACUGCUACAACGGGUCCACCAACAGGUUUGUACGGACGGCGAUCCCCUUCACCCAGGAGCCGCAGCGGGACAAGCCAGCCAACGUCCAGCCCUAUUACCUCUACGGAUCAAAGCCUCUCAACAUUGCCUACAGCCACAUCUACAGCUCCUACCGCAACUUUGUGGGGCCGCCUCACUUCAAGACGAUCUGCCGGCUCCUGGGCUACCAAGGGAUCGCCGUCGUCAUGGAGGAGUUGCUGAAGAUUGUCAAGAGCCUGUUACAAGGGACCAUCCUGCAGUACGUGAAAACGUUGAUAGAAGUGAUGCCCAAGAUAUGCCGCUUGCCAAGACAUGAAUAUGGAUCUCCAGGUAUCUUGGAGUUCUUCCAUCACCAGCUGAAGGACAUCAUCGAGUACGCAGAGCUGAAGACCGAUGUCUUCCAAAGCCUUAGGGAAGUGGGCAACGCUAUUCUGUUCUGUCUUCUCAUUGAGCAGGCCCUGUCCCAGGAAGAAGUUUGUGAUUUGCUGCAUGCUGCUCCCUUCCAAAAUAUUUUGCCCAGGGUCUACAUCAAAGAAGGAGAACGCUUGGAGGUACGCAUGAAGCGUCUCGAAGCCAAGUACGCCCCACUUCACCUGGUUCCCUUAAUAGAGAGGCUGGGAACUCCUCAGCUAGAGAGAAGCCCAGGCCCCUACAACACCCCAGCUUUGCAAAGAGAUCGUAACGAGGCUGUGAAAACCCAAGUUUCCCCAAUCGCCUGCCUGUUUUCAAAGACUGCAAAAUAUCCCCAAAUAGCCAUUGCGCGGGAGGGCGACUUGCUGACCAAGGAGCGGCUGUGCUGCGGGCUCUCCAUGUUCGAGGUGAUCCUGACGCGCAUCCGGAGCUACCUGCAGGACCCGAUCUGGCGCGGGCCCCCGCCCACCAACGGGGUGAUGCACGUGGACGAGUGCGUGGAGUUUCACCGCCUCUGGAGCGCCAUGCAGUUCGUCUACUGCAUCCCCGUGGGCACCAACGAGUUCACGGCAGAGCAGUGCUUUGGAGACGGUCUGAACUGGGCGGGCUGCUCCAUCAUCGUUCUCCUCGGACAGCAGCGACGCUUCGACCUCUUUGACUUCUGCUACCACUUGCUGAAAGUGCAGAGGCAGGAUGGCAAGGACGAAAUCAUAAAGAACGUGCCCCUAAAGAAGAUGGCUGACCGCAUCAGGAAGUACCAGAUCCUGAACAACGAGAUUUUUGCCAUCCUGAACAAGUACAUGAAGUCAGUGGAAACAGACAGCUCCACCGUCGAGCACGUGCGUUGCUUCCAGCCCCCCAUCCACCAGUCCCUGGCCACCACCUGCUAAGCAGCACGUGUGAGCACGGACAUGAAACCCUUUGGGUUGGGGGGUGACAAGAAGCUGGACCAGGAUGGAAACCAGGAGGGGAGACUUAGCAGAGUGGAUUUGGCAACGCAACUAGACUGGAAGUACCCAAGACACACAAGGACGCAUCAUCCUGCCUGGCUCUGUCUGAGUGCAUGUUCUUCUGUGACAUCCCUGUGAUCGGUCUUACCUGCAGCUUAAAAGAGGGGAUGGGGGGAGGGAGGUUUAGGGCAAAAUGUGCUUUUUUUCCAUGAAGUGUCAGUGUUUUCCAGAACACAAAACUAGGAAAGUCCCGGGCGCGGGGUUGCAGUCGGAGGAGCCGUGUGUUCUCAGCACGCUGGAAGUCCUCCCCCAAAGUGGAUAGCGAGGGGCCAAACAGAGCACCCAUCACCUUGCACGAGGGGGGCCACGUGUCAGGACAAUUGGAGAGAGGCGUAAAAGGCAGCAUAGCAAGUUGUCUGGCCAAAGAAAGGUUGAUGUCAAGCUGGAUUGCAAGCUCCCUGUCCACCUGGGGCUGGAGGUAUACCCCCGCUCGUCACGAUACAGCCCAGGCCCUCCUAAAUUCAGUCUCUGGUAAGGGGAUUUUAUGACAGGUGUGUACCAAAAUAGCAAAGAUAUGAAGGUUGAAUGGUGCUUUUCGGUGUCAGCUGGAAGACAAGGUCAUGACGUGGUGCUUUCCCGCUGUGUUUCAUCCUCCUACAGCUAAUUGCAAAGAGUGAGGCAUGAGUGCUCUUAAUGAGUCAGUGCUAUGCCGUGCUGAUCUGGAUAUGCUCCUGCAUAUACCCCAGGGAGGGGAGAAAUCAGUGAUCCCAAGAGCAACCACAGCUGUCUCCAGAAUGUCCCAAAACUUCAGGUUUUUUAGCUCAGUCUCCAAAAUCCUCAUUCUGGAAAGAGCUGAAAUCUGCAGUUCACGUACGUUCUUGAGUGCCGUUUCUCUGUCCCCAGUGAGCUCGCCGUGGCACAUCUGCCAACAGACAGGUCCACGGGGGAUGGAGCAUGCCAGCAGGGUUCAUGCAGACCCUCGCGCACAGGGGCAAGAUGAUCUUUUAGCACACGGGAAAUAAGAGAAGCAGCAAAAAAAGGUAGUGCUCAGAGGCUUCGGCUUGGGAAAUACAGAUGCUGUUUCCUUCCCUCUCCCUGGUGUCCAAGAUUUUCCAAAGUAAAAAAGUUGGUAGCAACUUCAAGGAGAAUUUCACCCUCUUCCACCCUACCCCGUGUCAGCAUCACCGCAGCGAUGUGCAGGGUGAGCCAAGAGCUCGCCUCUCCUCGCGUCUUCCUGCAACGCCCCCUUGAACGCCGCUGAAGUGUCCCCAGCAUUGCGUGGAGAUUCAGAGGUAAUGGGAGACCAUGCACGUGCAGGGUUGCCGAUUCUGGAUCUGUUACAUCAUGACGUAAUGACACGAAUGACUGAGCUAUUUGCGUAGAUUGGUUUUGGAUCACGGUGCGUAGACUUUACAUCAGGGAGGAGAACGCACACGAUGAUUACAUUUAAAAAACCCACUAGAUUACUGUAUACAUCAGAUUCAACAUUUAAUAUUUUAACAAAUGCCUUAUCUUCCUUCUGGACAAAUGUCAUGAAAUAAGUAUCCUAUCAUUGAUUUCCUGGGUGAGUCUCAGCAGUCUCCUGGAGAUUUAUAUCUAAUUCCUGGAGACUCCAGGGAAAGCCUGGAGGGUUGGCAGCCCAUUGCACAUGCCUCUCUGUUAAACCACCUCAUCCUCAUGCCCCAGCCCUGAGAAAGGUUUCAUUUUUUCUUGCCAUUAGUCAGGUCAAGUAAGACCCAUGCUGGGAGGUAAUAGAGAUGUGUUAAUACAUUGCAACCUGACCCAUCCUUUCAGACAGAGCCGUUUCAGACAGCACAAUCCAGUGGUGUCACAGGCUGUUAGGAAGCUAGAGACACUCAGCAAUUAUUCUCUCUAAGGGGAGCAAAAAGUUGAUUUGCCCCAGCUUGAAUUUUCUGUCGUAGGAAACCACGGCCAGCACCACGUUAUUAGCAAGAGACAUUCAUUUUUAGGCAAGAUGUCUCUGUUCUCUCUGAGAUCUGUAUCUGUCUCUUGCGAACUGAGGAAUAUCUCCCACACUAACGUUGCCUGGCCCUUCCAGCUGUUUGAGCUGCACUGAGAAACAGUCACAUCUCUGAUGUAGUUGGUCUACAAGGUGCACCCCCUACCCUGUUUGCUGAGAAACUCGUGGUGCAUUUUGAUUGGAAACCUAAAUGAAACCUCAGGGAGAUCUUCUGAAGUCUUGCCUGUGGCACGGACAGGCCAGGGAAGGGCUUGCAUUGUGCGGGGAAUUUGUUCCUACUGUAUUUUGAGCAGGAGAACAUCACGAGCUCGGUAAUAUUUAAGGCUUGUGAUUCAUAUCUGCUCUUCCACAAAGGGUGCAAGGCCUAGCUCCUGACCCUGUUACACCAUAUUUACGCUGAUUUAACUCUGCUGAAGCCAGGAGACUUACAUAAGCAUAGAAAGAGGUUAGCAGAGCGUGGACUCUGGCAUGUUUGUGCUAUGAAGUAAUGGGGCUAUGAUCCUACUGAGAUCCUAAAUUGGGUUUUUGGUGACCUCAGGAGUUGGAGGUUUGUGAUUUUGCUGAAUGACAAGCACUGCCUCACUUUUGGCCGUUGGAUCAAUCUCUGGGCACAACACAAGGAAAUACCCAACCGUGGUUGUCACGUCACAAAGUGUUGGGGCUGUGUUGCAAAAUACCGGGUUAAGAAUGAGAUAUACCCCAUGGCCCCGUGUCAGCCACCUAGACACUACUGGACGUGCUGCACUAGUAGGUAAAUGCCAGUCCAGUUAACGACUGCACUAGUAGGUAAAUGCCAGUCCAGUUAACGACUGCACUAGUAGGUAAAUGCCAGUUCAAAAGUUUAGGCUUUUGAAGGAGUCAUGAUACCUUCACAUAUGCAUAAAUGUUGCCUUGAAGUGUCAUGUUCUUUGAUGUAAUUUGGGGGCAUGAAGUCCUGUGAGGUCUAUCAACACAGCUGGAUGAACUAAAAUGCAAUGCCUAAAACAGAGAUUUGCUAACAUGGGGUGGUGAGCGUGACGGUAGGAAGCACCCUCCAGGCUUGUACAGGGGUCGACAUUUUUGAGCAGGAAACCCAAAUUGUGUGCGCCAAGUGAAGAGUGGGGUUGUUGGGAUGGUUGCGUGUGUUUGCUGCGGGGGAUAUGCAGGUGUGUUGGUCAAAUGGUUCAGGGAGUUGGUGUCCGAGAUCAGUGAUGCCACCUUGUUCACACAACUUGACUUUCACCCCAAGGACAGUAGUCGAGCUCAAGUCCUCCUUGACUGACCAUGAGGGAGGGCACAGACCACUCAGUGAAGUGGUCAGCCUCUUCCUUUUGGGCUUAUUUAUUUGAAUCUAAUCAUUUUCAGUGGAAAAAAGGUGUGUGCUGGUAGCCGUCAUGGUAGCUCAUCAUGGGAACGGGUCGUGACAGGGUGCAUGAAAAUCUCCGUUCAAUGAAGGCCAGAGGUCUUCUUGAGGGAAAUGUUGUAGUUCAAGCACAAGCCGUUGCUGAACCUGGUGCAGGAGUCCUGGGGUGAAACGUUCAGGUCCGGGUCACGUCGGAGGUCAGACGAAAUGAUUGUUACGGCCCUUUGUGGCCUUAAAAUGUGUGACUCUUAGUAUUUGCAAUGCACAGACCUGUCCCUUGGUCCUCAGCAGCCCCACAGAAAGGGGAAUCGAACCAAUUCAGAUCCUGCAUGCAGUGGUGUGUUUUUUUUCCCCCGACAACACAUGCUAGGAGCAUUGAACAACACACUAGUCCUUAUUUCCCCCUGUAUGAAUCCAGGUCAAUGGGCUUAGGUGUGCUGAUAACCCGGAGCAAAACUUUGUUUUUUAAAAAUUUAAAAGAAAAUGUUGAGAAAAAAAAAUUAUCUUGUCAAAUGUAUCAUAUUUGUACGAAGAGCUGCUUGGGGGUUUUUGUACAAUGAAUUUACAUUUAUUUAUGGUGAGGUAUAUUUAUGCUCGUGGUCAAAUCUGGUGUUAAAUUUUUUAAUCAUAUUUGCUAUGCAGCUUAAGAUGAUAUUUUGGUUUUGUAUUUUUUUCUUUUGAUUGUUCCGACUUCGGGCUAACAGAAGCUUCAAUCUCCAUUAAGGCGCUUCUGUAACGAUCAAGCAUCUGGUACGUGGUGAUAUGUCCUGUAAUACAGCAACCACCAGUGUGCACAAGCAAACCUGGGAUGAAUUCUGUGAUGAUGAAAAAUAAAGAGUUGGGCUCACCGAGGAAGUGGGCGGAUCUGUC
Alligator mississippiensis (American alligator) is the source of this 8238-nucleotide messenger RNA. RefSeq names its product cytoplasmic FMR1 interacting protein 2 (gene CYFIP2). Lineage: Eukaryota; Metazoa; Chordata; Crocodylia; Alligatoridae. The record is from RefSeq and is a predicted model, not a curated record. The transcript has 32 exons. Gene Ontology annotation, biological process: regulation of actin filament polymerization; cell projection assembly; cell morphogenesis. The coding region runs from base 107 to 3985 and encodes 1292 amino acids. Gene Ontology annotation, cellular component: synapse; neuron projection. Gene Ontology annotation, molecular function: small GTPase binding.